Molecule: messenger RNA, 1975 nt
Organism: Priapulus caudatus
Lineage: Eukaryota; Metazoa; Priapulida; Priapulimorpha; Priapulimorphida; Priapulidae
Product: zinc finger protein 782-like
Exons: 2
Coding region: 188-973 (261 amino acids)
Biological process (GO): regulation of transcription by RNA polymerase II; central nervous system development
Cellular component (GO): nucleus
Molecular function (GO): DNA-binding transcription factor activity, RNA polymerase II-specific; RNA polymerase II cis-regulatory region sequence-specific DNA binding
Source: RefSeq, a predicted model, not a curated record
UAUAUAGUACAUAAUACAACUAACAUAAAUAAUUACAAUAUUCAACAUUUUGCAUUUGUAGCACGGGAGUGACAAAGGGCACAUAUCAUCUUAGUCUACCACCCCAGAUGUGGACUACAGUUGGCCAUCGAGGAACAAUCGAAUCCAAGUGGAUGCAUUUCAUGAGAAGGAUUCUUCCCAAGCACAUAUGCAACACCCUGAAGGAGAUAAAGCCUACGUAUGUGACGUAUGUGAAUACAAGUGUACUACGACCAAUGAUCUCCAGUCACACAUGCGCACUCAUACAGGAGAGAAGCCAUAUGCAUGCAAUAUGUGUAAAUACAGAUGUACUACCUCUAGUAGUCUCAAGCAACACAUGCGCACUCACACAGGAGAGAAGCCAUAUGUAUGCGAUAUCUGUGGGUACAUGAGCUCUGAACUAGGUAGUCUCUAUAGACACAUGCGCACUCAUACAGGAGAUAAGCCAUAUGCGUGCAAUAUGUGUAAAUACAGAUGUACUGAAUCUAAUAGUCUCAAGAAACACAUGCACACUCAUACAGGAGAGAAGCCAUAUGCAUGCAAUAUGUGUAAAUACAGAUGUACUGAAUCUAGUAGUCUCAAGAAACACAUGCACACUCAUACAGGAGAGAAGCCAUAUGCAUGCAAUAUGUGUAAAUACAGAUGUACUAGCUCUAGUCAUCUCAAGAGACACAUGCGCACUCAUACAGGAGAGAAGCCAUAUGUGUGCGAUAUCUGUGGGUACAUGAGCUCUGAACUAAGUCAUCUCCAUACACACAUGUACACUCAUACAGGAGAGAAGCCAUAUGUGUGUGAUAUCUGUGGGCACAUGAGCUCUUUACUAGGUAAUCUCCGUACACACAUGCGCACUCAUACAGCAGAGAAGCCAUAUGUGUGCGAUAUCUGUGGGUACAUGAGCUCUCAACUAAGUAAUCUCCGUACACACAUGCGCACUCAUACAGGAGAGAAGCAGUAAGCAUGUAAUGCACAUAUAUGCAUACAGGUGCAGUUUCUCCAGUAGCCACAAUAAACAUAUAUAUGCGCACUCACACAGGAGCAAAGCCCUAUGUUUGCAAUACAUGUGAAUUCAGGUGCACUGCAUCUACUGGUCUCCAAGGACACAUACACACUCACACGUGUGAAGGACAGAGAGGAUCUUUGCGUGUACAGAUGAGAAAUGUCCAGACGGGCACAGCUUCAGUGACCAGGCUGAUGCAGUUGCUGCAACAACCACAUGUGUAUGGCUUGGUGCCUCAGUGAUUCCGCAGUAACACUAGUGUGCGAAUCGUAUGGCAGGCACGCACGCACACGCAGGUAUGAACUCGUUUUGAAUUGAUGUUACAAUUAUUUCAGAGUGGAGAGAUGGUUGGUUCACUCAGAUUUCAAAAUAUUCAUUCAUAUGUAUUCCUUACUGACAUCAUCAUUUCUUGUGUAAAACAAUAGUCUCAUGUGUAUUCUAUAAUAGCUGUGACAGCAGAACAAAUUUAUGGUUCAAGUAGACCAUUUUUAAGAAUUUACGAUAACUUCUGUAUUCAGUAGUACCAAGUAUUGAUGCAGAUGCUAACAAUUAACCUAUAUAGUUUCUAUUAACCUUAGUUACAAUGUAGUGUGUUCACAUGUAUAUUUAUUAUUCCAUUAUUAAUAAUUUCAUUUAUUAUAUAUUUAAAACAUCACCAUCUAUGGCAUAUGGCAUAUCUUUUAUAUUUUAUUACACACCUUAUGAAUGAAUUUCGACGUGUUGGAUGAACACUAACAACGUUUUCAUAUCGUAAAUAUGGUACAUUGUUAAGUUCAUUUCUUUUAAAUAUAUAUAAUAAAAGCUCAUUUAAUGUAGAAAAACGCGACUGCAAGCUAGUAAUAUCACACCAACCUUUCACACCAUAACAGCUGUAGUUAAGUCAAUCAUCUCAAUAUGUUAGUGAACGUACCUACAAGUUAUCGAUGUCCAAUAUAUUGCCAUAUGUCCAUGAGUAUGAUA